AUGGCACUGUCCACCUUGUCCACCUUCCCAUUCCUAGCGCCGGCCGAGUUCAAGAGCGCGUGUCAAGAUCUGGCCGAUCGCUGCACCUCAGCCCAAAGCACUGGGGGCUGGUCUAUUCGACCCGUCACACAGACAUGUCCCAGCCUGCGCAUAACUCAAUACAUGGAUGUACAUGUACACACCGAUCUCAUCCAGGAUCCCGAUCGACAUGAGGCUUACAUGACACAGAUGGUGGAGGACGAGGAUCCGGUCGGCAAUGCCUCCCCUGCCCCUGCUUAUGCUGAUGCUUCUACUUCUACGAAGUACUGCGAUUAUGAUAUUGUGCUAUCUUCAUCAUACCAGGUCCCCGUCUUAUACUUUGCUCUGCGUUGGCUUCAUCAAAAUGGCCCCGUGGGGCUAGAUGCCGUCUAUCAAUAUGUUGUUCCCGAACAAUAUCAAACGCAGAUGAAAACUGUGGGUGUUAUGGGUGGUAUCAGCAUGGGCUAUCAUCCAGAUUCGGGCACGCCAGCCUUUUUUGUUCACCCGUGCAACACAGCCGAUGCUAUGGCUCAGGUGGCAGACGCUCAGAGCACCACUCCGGGGAUGUAUCUUCUCAUUUGGCUCGGUCUCGUGGGUCAUUGUGUGAACCUGCACAUCCCACGUGAACUAUUCGCUUCGGAUGGUACCAGACCCUCCUGCUCGGAAUCAUGA
Penicillium angulare is the source of this 690-nucleotide messenger RNA. Its product is annotated as ATG3/ATG10 family protein. NCBI's taxonomy places the organism in Eukaryota, Fungi, Ascomycota, Eurotiomycetes, Eurotiales, Aspergillaceae. The transcript is spliced from 4 exons. Gene Ontology annotation, cellular component: intracellular anatomical structure. Gene Ontology annotation, molecular function: Atg12 transferase activity. The record is from RefSeq and is a predicted model, not a curated record. Gene Ontology annotation, biological process: protein modification by small protein conjugation; macroautophagy; protein lipidation. Bases 1 to 690 code for a protein of 229 amino acids.